ACCUGCGCGCCGCGCCGUUCGUCGAACGCGUACCGCUCCAACAAAAUGUCCGACGCAGUAAACAUUGUCUUUCCGCGCAAACUAAUCAAGGAAUUCAUCACCCUAUACCAAAACCUGCCAUGCCUGUGGGACAAGUAUUGCAUUUCAUACAAAAUGAAGUACAAACGCCGCGAAGCCAUCACGAAGUUGACGGAGCUCGUUCAAGAAUACGACCCGGCCGCGACUAGAGUGCAUGUAAUGAGGAAGAUUGAGAGUCUGCGUGCUUGUGUGCGAAGGGAACAUAAGAGAGUCCUACAUAGCAGAAAGGUUGCUGAAAGUGACGCAGAAGUUUACAAACCGCAUCUUUGGUAUUACGAUUUGUUUUCGUUUAUAUUUCGAGCGGAGGAAGUUGGUGGCGAAUACGAUAGUAACGAUAAGUCAAAGCCGAGCGCGUCGUCGCCGCAGUACACUAUUGUGGAUUCGGAGCCCGAAGAAGAAGAAGAGGAAGACGACAUCCAAGAAGAUGAUGGAAGGUUCGAGACCACCAGAGACGACUACUCGUCACCUGCGUUCAGCAUUUCCAGUAACAUUGUGGAGGUACCCGAGAGCACCUGUCCUACCAAGCGGUUCUUAGAGGACGAUAAGAACAAGAGACAUUGUACUGAAGUUGAUGAUGAAUACGAUGCUAUAGGUGUGAACGUGGCAGCCAAACUACGCAAUUUACCUGGGAACAUGCGGAUCCUAGCUGAGAAACUGAUCAAUGACGUGCUGUACCAAGCUCAGACAAACGGACUCACGAAUUCUACGUUCAUCUCAACACCUGAUCCUUUUAAAAUGUAGACAGAAACUUUAUGGUGGAAUUUGUGGAUCAGUGUUGUGAUUAUGAUUUUAAGGGUAUUUUGAUAUAGGUCUUCAUCUAAGGAAGGCAACGGACUCUUGUGAAAGUAGUGUUUUUCGAUUUAAAAUUUACUUAUUUUGAAGUAAUUGAAUUGAAAAGACAUAUUUCUUUUAUGAUUAUUAUGAUAAAUAAAUUCUAGAAGAUAAA
Helicoverpa zea (corn earworm) is the source of this 1024-nucleotide messenger RNA. RefSeq lists its product as uncharacterized. The transcript is spliced from 3 exons. The record is from RefSeq and is a predicted model, not a curated record. NCBI's taxonomy places the organism in Eukaryota, Metazoa, Arthropoda, Insecta, Lepidoptera, Noctuidae. Bases 46 to 819 code for a protein of 257 amino acids.